Magallana angulata is the source of this 1099-nucleotide messenger RNA. RefSeq lists its product as uncharacterized. Bases 418 to 1086 code for a protein of 222 amino acids. The transcript has a single exon. NCBI's taxonomy places the organism in Eukaryota, Metazoa, Mollusca, Bivalvia, Ostreida, Ostreidae. The record is from RefSeq and is a predicted model, not a curated record.
UAUUAUUGCCAAAUAAUAUGUUUUAUGUCAUCAUUGUAUCGUGAAUUCUAUUUUUAGAAAUUCUAAUUUAAGUUCCGGUUUUUAUUGGUUAUUUUUAGCUAAUUUGUCCAUCAUGUAUCUAUUUAUAAAUGCCUGUGCUUGUACCUUGUCAUUAGCCAAUGAAAUGAGAGUAUUUCGAUCACGUGUAUAUAACUUCUGUUUUAAACUCAAGUGUGAGAAAGACGUGUUUCCGUAAUCUAAGAUAUUGAUCGCUUUGUAAAGUUUAAAUUCACGGCCAUGUACUUUCCGAUAGUUUGAGAAGUAUUGGACGCGGGAGGAUUUGCUUUGGAACUUUGUUAUUUAGUUAAAGUAAGUGUUAAAAUCGGUGUACUGUGUAAGUUUUUUACCAUCGGCGCCCGGGGUAUGUAACCAGUCAAAAUGGCGGAUCGAACAUCAGUGUGCAUUAUUGGGCAUUCUUAUGUAAAACGAUUGGAACGAUUUAUUUUACAAAACCCUGUGUAUGAAAACUUGGGUCUUGAUGAAGAACAAAUUAAUGUGUGUUUUCGGAGCCAAGGGGGUUUGUCUAUUUACGGACUUGCUAACUCGUCAAGAUUGUGCGCGUUUUCGGCAGUUCCUACUUUAUGUGUUCUGGAGAUAGGGGGUAACGAUGCUACGACUCGACCAUCACAUGUCAUUGCACAAGACAUUUUUUCAUUUGCGAACUAUUUGAUACAUGGAUAUGGUGUAAAAUCCGUGAUCAUUGGUCAACUGUUGCGCCGCGACCCUCGAAAAUCACCGAUUGGAUAUAACGAGGAGGUCAUCAGUAUAAACAAACACUUGGAACAUUUGACAAGUAGUGAGGAGCAUGUCCAUUUCUGGAAACAUAGAGGAUUUUGGACUAACUUGGCAUACCUUGGGCGCGAUGGAGUUCACCUUGGGGUAGAUUCGGAUGGAUGUUAUCCAGCACCCAUGGUCAAAUACUUGAGGAGCAUAAAAUAUGCAGUGCAUAACAGAGUUCAAAAACUCAAGGCCAGUAAAUUAACAUCACUUUGUCAAAGAAAAUUUAAAAAAGAUAAUUUAAGAAAGUUUUUAAUGAGUAUAACUUGAGUUAUUUUCUAAG